AUGACCCAUUUGAGUGAUUUUAGUUUCCUUCAAAGGGUUGUUUCCAUAUCGUACCUCACUUUAUGGUACAUAUAUCGUGUCUGUCAAUUGGACAGAUUUCAAUGCUUCUCGCCGAGCCGUAUUCGGAAAGGAGAACUCAAAUCCAUUGUCUCGCUGCUGAUCUUGAUUAUGCUUCCGUUUCAAUUGACAUAUGCGUUUGUAUUAGAUGUAGCGUCAAGUACAGUAAAAUAUGAAGAAGGAUAUAUCCAACACAAUGGACAAUACGUUACUAAGCCAGAGAUGCUGUGGAGUCAAGCUAACAAAGACUAUGUUGUACCUACUGAUUACAGUCUUUGCAUAGGAUUCUCACUACAGACUAGCACUCUGUUACUACUACAAUGCUUUUGGAACUAUUUGGCAAACUUGGUGGCUGGUGCAAAGUUCAUGAGUAGUAAGGAGUUCAAAUGUUACAUUGUGUGUGUUGAUGGUUUGACAGGAAAACAAAUGCUUAACGGCAAUAAGCUGACAGCUGAUUUUCUUAUAAGCAAUAUUAAUGUUGCAUCAAUUGUGGUGUGGGUAAUUGUGAUAUUGAUAUUUCACCCAGCACCUGAAAAUCCAUUGUUAAAUAAUUCGCCAAGAAUUACAACUUAG
Molecule: messenger RNA, 630 nt
Organism: Phycomyces blakesleeanus NRRL 1555(-)
Lineage: Eukaryota; Fungi; Mucoromycota; Mucoromycetes; Mucorales; Phycomycetaceae
Exons: 7
Coding region: 1-630 (209 amino acids)
Source: RefSeq, a predicted model, not a curated record